AUGACUGACUUCUGGCAGGCGAGGGUUUAUGAUCAGAGGAACCUCAAAGGGUCACACGAAGACGUUCACGGCUACAAAUGCGGCAAUGUUGGCUCCAGCAAGUUCAAGGUCAACAGCAUCCACCUUCGUAGCAAAACGUUCUGCUACUUAUAUCAGAAGAAGGACUGCAAAGGCUCUAGGAUUUAUGUAUCGAGGGAUGUCAACGAUCUGCACCUGGACACCGUAAACUCGGUCCUUUGCGUCAAUAAUCCGAACUAG
Fusarium musae is the source of this 258-nucleotide messenger RNA. RefSeq lists its product as uncharacterized. The record is from RefSeq and is a predicted model, not a curated record. The transcript is spliced from 3 exons. NCBI's taxonomy places the organism in Eukaryota, Fungi, Ascomycota, Sordariomycetes, Hypocreales, Nectriaceae. Bases 1 to 258 code for a protein of 85 amino acids.